AUGUCUGUCGGCUAUGACUCCGAGGCCACCAUUAUCAACGCUACCUGGGUGGCCGCCCUGCUGAGCGAACGAGAUGUCGCCGGCCAGAUCCCGAUCAACUUCAUCCCCAGUCCAGCCGUGACCCUGUCGGCCGCUUGCUUUGGCAAUCGCAUCUAUGAUGAAAAGGCCGCCGCGAAAUGCAUCUCCAACCUGCUGGCAGUUGGCUACCGACGCCUCAUUCUCGACAUAUAUUGGUCGGUGGAGCGGAGAAAAUGGACAUUCUGCCCGGUCAUCGUUCCCGCUAGAGCUGAUGUCGAAGUCCCCCCCGACUCAUCGCCGACCCCGGUUGUCGCAAAAUCCCCGUCGAUCACAUCUGAUGCGAAGGAAGCCCCCGCGACAGGCUAUGACGACUCCCAUGGGGACACAGUCUAUGAGCUAGGAAAAUAUAGAUGCACAGAUAACCUGGACUUAUAUACAUUGGCCGAAGUGCUUGUUGAAUAUUUUCAAAGCACCACCACCGACCUGGAAGUGUACACGACCUACCUCGUGUUGAAUCUGCAUGUGGCUGCCAGCGAUUCUGCACCGAAUGAGCCCGCUUCUGCCAUUUCCGGCGAUCAGCUUCCCUCCUCGCAAUCGGAACGCGCCGGCUCAUAUCUCGAGGAGACUCUUCGAGAGUUUCUCUAUAGUCCAGCCGAGCUAGCUCAGGACCGAAGCAAUUUGAAUGAGUCUUGGUAUGAAGUGGAUCAAAGCUACAUGCCGAUCACGGAGUACUACACACUCCACGAAGACGAAUUGGGCCAACAGAGCACACCUGACGGAUGGCCGUCGUCAAAGUACAUCCAGUUGGCCAAACGCGAUCGAGUACUGAUUGAAUACGGCACCGUCGAUCCACAGCUUUCGGCAUACGAUCUGUCUCAAGACGAAGAUUUCGUCUUCCCUUCUGGCUACCUCACCUCGGGUGUGGCCAUCUCCGAAUCGCAGAAUGGAAGUGUCCCGUCCGGGUGCCUUUACCAUGCCGGCGCUGUGGAGGUCUCUCAAGCCAACUCAUCCUGGGCACUGUCCAGCCAUCUCCCGGUCAUCCAGAGUUCGUCCACAGAGAACACAAUGGACGCAUUGACCAACACCAUCUCCGACAUCACGGCAUGUGGUAUCUCGCCGAUCCUCAACACGACUCUUUUCAACGAGACUGCAGAUACCAACGUCGCGCACUACCGCAACGUCUCCCUCUCGGCGGGCUGGGCCUGGGCCAUCGGUGAACCUCGAGGCGCAGCGUACGCCGGAGGAGAGAACGCACCCCAAAUCGACCGCUGUGCCAUCAUGGAUAUGUCCUUACAGGGGCGCUGGCGCGCGACCAACUGCAGCGAUGUCCUGCGUGCCGCCUGCCGAGUGAACCAUUCCCCUUUCUCUUGGACACUCUCUGACUCGACUGCGUCUUACUCGAACAUUGCGAGCAGCUGCCCCUCGGGCUCCGUCUUCUCCGUGCCCCGCACAGGCCUUGAAAACACCUACCUCUACGAAACCCUAAUUUCUGAACACGGGACAGCCAUCAAUCCGACAUCCACCGAUCCCACAGUCCGUGAUAUUUAUGUCGACUUCAACUCUAUUAACGUCGAAUCCUGUUGGGUCUCAGGCGGACCUGGUGCCGCAUGUCCGUAUGCCGCCGACCCACAGGAGUUGGAGCGGCGAACUGUUUUGGUGGCUGCCGUUGCAGGAAUUGUGAUUUUGAUUAUCACGGCCUUGACCCUGUUUAUCAAGUGCAAUGCCAACCGCCGGAACUCGAGACGACGGAAGCGUGUCAUCGAGGGAUGGGAGUACGAGGGUAUCCCCUCAUAA
Messenger RNA from Penicillium lagena, 1812 nucleotides. Its product is annotated as Lectin C-type domain protein. The coding region runs from base 1 to 1812 and encodes 603 amino acids. The transcript has 2 exons. Lineage: Eukaryota; Fungi; Ascomycota; Eurotiomycetes; Eurotiales; Aspergillaceae. The record is from RefSeq and is a predicted model, not a curated record.